Molecule: messenger RNA, 315 nt
Organism: Symbiodinium natans
Lineage: Eukaryota; Dinophyceae; Suessiales; Symbiodiniaceae
Source: the annotation of a GenBank genome assembly
AUGAGAGCCCGUGCUUCCUUGGUGUUUGAGGCCGGCCGUGGCAACCUCGACUCGUUCCUCGCCAGAGCACUUCGGUACGCAACAGACAGAGGUGAAGGGCCGACACUAGUAAACUUGGUCUUCAUGCAGUCUCCUCAAGGGACUCAAAAGCUCUUCUCGCCGCGAGAGUUCGAUGCCUUGGAUCGACGUCUACCAGUUUGGUUUGGAAAUAAGGCCAAUAAGGCACCCUCUGGGGUCCAAAGAAGAGGCCCCGAAAAAGAGUACAGUACAUUGACAUGUGGGUAUCGCUUAGACCUUGUUAUUCCCCCCGCAUGA